Messenger RNA from Ascoidea rubescens DSM 1968, 1214 nucleotides. RefSeq lists its product as uncharacterized. The transcript is spliced from 2 exons. NCBI's taxonomy places the organism in Eukaryota, Fungi, Ascomycota, Saccharomycetes, Ascoideales, Ascoideaceae. The record is from RefSeq and is a predicted model, not a curated record. Bases 246 to 1157 code for a protein of 303 amino acids.
CUGUUCUGUGUAUAAUAAAUAUUGCGAUAUUCAGGUAUUUAAGUUGGUGAUUGUAUUACCAUUGCAGUCAAAAGAGGAUGCGAGUGUUGGCAGUUCGAACCAUUCGCAAGGCAACUUUAUUUUCCCUUUCAAAGCAAAAGCAGAUCAACCAAUGCUCAGUUCCUUCAGAAGAGUUUCGACUCAACUACACCACUAUAUAACAAUUGUGGGUGAAGCAGUGGAUCAUCUGGGGCACAAGCAGCAAAAUGGACAGGCAUAUAGUGUAUUCCAAGGCUUUGGGAUACUAUGAUUUGAGCUACGAGAGGUUGAGGAAGCAGCUUCGAAGGCUGAACUACACUCAGCUGACAAACAUACGAAAGUUGUCGAAAAUGGCGAUAUUGCUAUCAACUAUAGUGUCGUCCUAUUAUCUUUUCAAUAGUGUAAAGAGAAUUUUCAACUACAUGUUAUCUCUUUCCAAGAAACGCUCAAAACGAAACAAUCAAGGUGAUGACAAAAAUAUUGUGGACAAAAAUAUUGUAGACAAAAAUAUAGUCACCAACAAAAUUACAAUCAUCAAUAACGAUACUUUUAGUGAGUGGAAAACUCAAAAUCUUCCUAAAAAUACCACUAUAAAUGUUAAUAGAGAUCCUCGGAAAAUAAACCAUCAUAAAAAGGUGAAAGAUGCGACACAAGAUAAAACCAAGAAUUUAGAUUAUCCUAGAAUAAAUUCUCCAGUAGUAAAUACAAUAAAACAGGAGAUAAAUUUAAUAGAAAGUGUCCCCGGAUCAUUUCUUACUAUUCAAGAUGAUCUGUGGGUUGAUGAUUCUAAGGUCAAGGAAAAGACAGAACUAGAAAAAGAACUUGAUGCAAAAUGUUGUGUGGUUUCCAUUGACACUUCCAACGAUAAAUUACCAAGCUCAAACCUCAAAACUGAAACAAAUUUAGAUGGUACUGCAUCUGAAGUAUCAACAACUCCUGAUGAUAGAUGGUCCGAAAAUGAGCUUCGUGAUUGGUUCAGUAAAAAAUAUAUUAUAUUUAAGUUGAUACAAUUUAUUGUGCUAUUGCCUUUAUGGAGGUACUUGGACAUGAAUAAUUCAAUAUUCUGUUUUGUCAGAGAGAGCAACUCAUUCUUAACUACGCAUCUACCCAAUGUAUUAAGAGUGCUAAAGGAUUGCUAAAGGAUUGCUAAACGGCUAAUUGGCAUCAUGUACAUCUAAAAUUCAUUCUCAUAUUUU